Ostrinia furnacalis (Asian corn borer) is the source of this 1878-nucleotide messenger RNA. RefSeq names its product alkylated DNA repair protein alkB homolog 8. The transcript is spliced from 8 exons. The coding region runs from base 53 to 1876 and encodes 607 amino acids. Gene Ontology annotation, biological process: tRNA methylation; tRNA wobble uridine modification. Lineage: Eukaryota; Metazoa; Arthropoda; Insecta; Lepidoptera; Crambidae. Gene Ontology annotation, cellular component: nucleus; cytoplasm. Gene Ontology annotation, molecular function: S-adenosylmethionine-dependent methyltransferase activity; tRNA binding; tRNA (5-carboxymethyluridine(34)-5-O)-methyltransferase activity. The record is from RefSeq and is a predicted model, not a curated record.
AAAAAAGUCUUGAUUGAAGUUCUGCGUGAAAAAAAUCAAAGUAAAUAAAAUAAUGGACGAAGAUAAAAAGAAAACUGAAAGAAAAAUAAAAAGAUUUGCUGCUCGUUUCAAGAGUUCUAGACAAAUAAAUUGCACAGAAAACCCUGGACCCCAUAUAAUAUUGUGUAAUGCUGGCCAAGCAACAGGGUUGGAGAAAAGUGCAAUAACAAGCUUGAUAGCUAACUUAAAAAGUGAUAUUGAACUCCCAAAGUUCAUAGCAGAGAAAGGAGAGACGCAUUCAUUUCUCGCCUUCAACUCUAUUGAGAGUGCAGUAUUAUUCCACAACACGUACAAUGGCAAAGCGAAAAUAGAUACUAAUGGGACACCACUGUAUAUGAGUUAUGUUGAGAAUGUUCCUGAUACCGAGAUAAUCUGUUCUCAUGAAAAUCCAAAAGGUUUGAUCUUAUUAAAUGACUUUAUAACAAUAGAAGAGGAGAAAACAUUCUUGAAAAUAUUUGAUUGGGACGAGAACAUUGAUUCAAGUACCCUAAAGAACCGGCAAGUAAAGCAUUAUGGCUACGAAUUUAGAUAUGGGACCAAUGAUGUCGAUUUAAGCUCUCCAUUAAUUGAGAAGAUUCCGGAAGAAUGUGACGUGUUGUGGAGGAGACUGAGGAAACAUGGAAUUGAUGUGGGCAUCCCCAAUCAACUGACGGUCAACAAGUAUGCACCUGGUCAUGGGAUACCAUCACAUGUAGAUAAACACAGUCCAUUUUGCGAUACAAUUUUGUCACUGUCCCUUGGCUCGUCAGUAGUUAUGGACUGGAAACACCCUACAGGCAAAUAUGUGCCAGUUUUAGUUGAUAGGAGAUCUAUGCUAGUGAUGCAAGAUGAAGCUAGGUAUGAUUGGCAACAUGGCAUCCAAUCCAGAACAUGGGAUCCUGUCAUUGAGAACCGUACAGUAACUUCUGAUGAUACGCAAAAAGUGGUUAAAGUCAUCACAAACGACACGCGAGCGCGCCAAACGAGGAUAUCGCUGACUUUCCGGUGGACUAGGAGUGGCCCUUGUGAAUGUAAAUAUAAGACGUUGUGUGAUAGUGUAGAGAAAGGGUCUGAAAAUAUUGAGGAUGAGGUGGCCUCAAAUCUAGAAGAGUUGCAUGUCCAUCAGGUAUACGAACAAAUAGCGGGCCACUUCAGUACUACGCGACACAAGCCGUGGCCUAAAGUGGUAGAGUUUAUGGCGCGCGUGCCACCGGGCGCUAUCGUGCUUGAUCUGGGAGCAGGAAAUGGGAAAAAUAUACUGAAGAGAGACGACAUUUUGCAAAUAGCCGGCGAGCGCAGCUGUGGCCUUCUAUCAGAAUGCAAGACGCACAUACAAAGUAUCGCUGGUGCAGAUUGCGUGCGGCUGGAUUUGUUGAACACGAAUUUAGCUGAUGCGUGUGCUGACGUUAUCAUCUGCAUUGCUGUGAUACACCAUUUCAGCAGUAAGGCCAGAAGAUUGCAAGCCAUUUCGACAAUAUGCCGUCUGCUUCGGCCUGAAGGACGGGCGUUGAUCACUGUCUGGGCAAAGGACCAGACUAAAUCAAACUAUCUGUGCAAGAAUAAAAGCCAUGAGCCCACGGAAGAACAACGAAUGACCGUCGGAGGGGUGAACCUCCCGGUCCACGAAAACAGAACCCAGUUCAAACAUAACGAUUUGUUAGUCCCGUGGAAGCUUCGACAAAUUAAAGAAAACAAACUAUCAAAUCAACCCGAAAACACCCUUUUACGGUAUUAUCAUGUCUUCGAAGAAGGUGAGCUUGAUAAUCUUUGUAAAGAAUUUCCAUUGGAAGUAGAAAAAAGUUUCUAUGAAGAGGGAAAUUGGUGUGUGGUAUGUAAAAAAAUAAACGUUUCAACGUAACA